UCCCUGCUGGUUGAAAUGAUCGGGAGGGUCGCCCUCGUCAACUACGACGAAGACUAUGGCAAACUCGUUGUUCUCGUCGAUGUCAUCGACCAGAACCGAGCUCUCGUGGAUGCCCCUGAUAUGGAAAGAUCCCAAAUGAAUUUCAAGAGGCUCUCUCUCAUUGACCUUAAAAUUGACAUUAAGAGGGUUCCUAAGAAGAAGGAAUUGCUUGAUGCUAUGGAGAAAGCUGAUGUUAAGAAGAAGUGGACUGACUUUGAUAGGUUCAAACUUAUGUUGGCAAAGAUUAAGAGGGCUGGACUGGUAAGGCAAGAGCUCGCAAAACUGAAAAAGGAGAAUGCUUCCUAAGCAUAGUUUUUAUAUCUAUUUCCCAAUUUUGUUUUGAAUUUUCUGCUGUUGUAUGUUUGGAUGGUGAGAUUGUUUCAAUGAAAUCAGAGUUUUAGAGCA
Carya illinoinensis is the source of this 444-nucleotide messenger RNA. Its product is annotated as 60S ribosomal protein L14-1-like. The record is from RefSeq and is a predicted model, not a curated record. Gene Ontology annotation, biological process: ribosomal large subunit biogenesis; translation. Bases 16 to 345 code for a protein of 109 amino acids. Gene Ontology annotation, molecular function: RNA binding; structural constituent of ribosome. Gene Ontology annotation, cellular component: cytosolic large ribosomal subunit; ribosome. The transcript is spliced from 2 exons. Lineage: Eukaryota; Viridiplantae; Streptophyta; Magnoliopsida; Fagales; Juglandaceae.